UACAUCUCUUUUCCUUCAAUGUAGAAGUAUUUGGUUCGUUGUGAAGCCUUUGAAAAUACACGGGAGCCUUUUUUUUUUGGUCGGGGUUCGGAGAGACAAAGGUGGUAUUUGUUUCGCGGUUUGGAUGAUGACCCUGGACGCAGACUCGGCGUCGGAUCCCACGGCGGAGCCCGACAUUGAUGUGGUCGGAGACGGCAGCAGGGAAGCGAGGAGACCCCAGCUCUGCCCACCUUUGGUGGAGGGAGCAGCCAGCGGCUUCCAGGGGGAGCGGGGCGCUGGGGUUGGGUCUCAAAAAUGCCCGGGCGGCGAGAGAGACUUAGAGCUGCCAGCGGCUACCUCCAGCAGCCCCGCCGCGGUCAAGAGCAGCGCCCUGGUGAAGCCGCCUUACUCGUACAUCGCCUUGAUCACCAUGGCCAUCCUGCAGAGCCCCAAGAAGCGGCUCACCCUGAGCGAGAUCUGCGACUUCAUCAGCAGCCGCUUCGCCUACUACAAGGAGAAGUUCCCGGCGUGGCAGAACUCCAUCCGGCACAACCUGUCCCUGAACGACUGCUUCGUCAAAAUGCCCAGGGAGCCCGGCAACCCGGGAAAGGGCAACUACUGGACCCUGGACCCCAACUCCUCGGACAUGUUCGAGAACGGCAGCUUUCUGCGGCGCCGGAAGCGCUUCAAGCGGCAGCACUUCAGGUUCGGCUUGCUGAAGGAGCAGCGCGACGCGGGCUCGCUGCCCAGCUUCACCUACGGGACGUACGGGCUCGGGGCCGCCUGCCUCCAGCUGCCGAGCUUGGACCUGUACCCCGUGGGAUUCCACCCGCCUGCGCCCUGCGGGGCCGGCGGCCUCCCCCCGGCCGGCAGCAUCCUCCCCGCGCUCUCCACCCUGUUCUCCAGGACGUCCGCCGCGGCGGGGGGCAAGGCCUUUCUCUCCCCUGCCCAGGCCCUCAAACCGGACUCCUCGCUCGGGGUGCCCCCGUUCCCCUUCGAGACCCUGACGGGCGGGGUGACCGCCCACUGCCCCGCUCUCUCCUCCGCGCUGGUGGGCGACACCCAGGGUCCCGCGUUCCUUUCCAGCGCGGUGCUCCACCACCCCUCGGCCUCCCCGCAUCUUUUCAGCCUCCAGCACGAGUACCAGAAACUGCACCCGCUACACAGCGGCGGCCCCCUGACCAAUAAACGCCUGCAGCAGCUGAGCGAAGCGCACAACUGCUAAUUUCUGACAAUAACUGUUUAAAAAAAAAACUCAGGUAAAAGCGUAUCGGAAACAAUUGGUUCGUUUUUUUGUUUGUUUGUUUUCCUUGGAGACUGGUAUCGGUUUCGAAAACGGUGUUCGCUUUAUUAUACCGAUUUAAUUCUACGCCUCUUUUUCAUUAUUCUGAAAAGAUUUUCAGCCGCCUUCCAGGUGUCUGUUUAUUGGGCAAGUUAUUUCUCUCGCCUUCAUGACUUGUAAAGCUCCUGCUUAUGCUAAACUUUCAACGCUAAAUAAUAAAGUUUUACAUUUGAAAAGAGGAUUUUAAAUGCGGUCUCACGGCAUUAAAUAUCUCUUCCAAACGU
This is a messenger RNA of Lepisosteus oculatus (spotted gar), 1545 nucleotides long. It is a transcript of the gene foxd7, whose product is annotated as forkhead box D7. Gene Ontology annotation, molecular function: DNA-binding transcription factor activity, RNA polymerase II-specific; RNA polymerase II cis-regulatory region sequence-specific DNA binding. NCBI's taxonomy places the organism in Eukaryota, Metazoa, Chordata, Actinopteri, Semionotiformes, Lepisosteidae. Gene Ontology annotation, biological process: cell differentiation; anatomical structure morphogenesis; regulation of transcription by RNA polymerase II. The record is from RefSeq and is a predicted model, not a curated record.